Mus musculus (house mouse) is the source of this 3170-nucleotide messenger RNA. RefSeq names its product translocase of inner mitochondrial membrane 29 (gene Timm29). Gene Ontology annotation, molecular function: protein-macromolecule adaptor activity. Gene Ontology annotation, cellular component: mitochondrial inner membrane; mitochondrial intermembrane space; mitochondrion. The transcript is spliced from 2 exons. The record is from RefSeq and is marked validated. Gene Ontology annotation, biological process: protein insertion into mitochondrial inner membrane. NCBI's taxonomy places the organism in Eukaryota, Metazoa, Chordata, Mammalia, Rodentia, Muridae. Bases 238 to 1038 code for a protein of 266 amino acids.
CUCACCUGAGCCUACCUAAGCUGGCGUGGCUAUUGCUCUAUGCGCGUGCGCGCCGCUCGACUUCCCUUCAGAGCCCACCCUUCUCCACACAACGGCAACAUCCGUUUAGGUCCGUUUCCUAUUGUCUUCCUGUGGGAAACUACUUCCUGUAUCUUGCGCUUGCGCAGGAUCUACUCUCCGGCCUUUUUCAUUCCGACACUAUGCGUUUCUACUCGGCUGAGGAACCGCAGGGAGACGAUGGUGACAGCGGCUCUUAAGAGAUUCUGGUCCGGUGGGCACGGUGAAGCGGGAGGAGAGGCCGGUGGUGCCACGACGGUGGCGGUUAAGCCAGGGCUGUGGACGCGACUGAGCACCUGGGCCGGCGCGCUGCUCCGGGACUACGCUGAGGCGUGCGGGGACGCGGCGGCUGCGGCGCGAGCUCGACCGGGCCGCGCGGCCCUGUACGUGGGGCUUCUGGGCGGCGCGGCUGCGUGCUGCGCGCUGGCGCCCAGUGAGGCGGCCUUCGAGGAGGCCUUGCUGGACGCAUCGGGGUCACUGUUGCUCUUGGCACCGGCCACGCGCAACCGCCACUCGGAGGCGUUCCUGCAGCGCCUGCUGUGGCUGAGGGGCCGUGGGCGGCUGCGUCACGUGAACCUGGGCUUUUGCUCGCUGGUUUACGAAGCGCCCUUCGACGCCCAGGCCAGCCUCUACCAGGCCCGCUGCCGCUACCUGCAGCCACGCUGGGUGGACUUCCCCGGCCGGAUCCUCGACGUGGGUUUCGUUGGCCGCUGGUGGAUUCUGCAGAAUCGCAUGCAUGAUUGCGACAUCAACGACGACGAGUUUCUCCAUCUGCCCGCUCAUCUCCGCGUCGUCGCGCCUCACCAGCUGCACUCAGAGGCCAAUGAGAGGCUGUUCGAGGAGAAGUACAAGCCGAUCAUACUCACCGACGAUCAGGUGGAUCAGGCGCUGUGGGAGGAGCAGGUGUUACAGAAGGAGAGAAAGGAUCGGCUAGCUUUGAGCGAGGCUGAUUCACUGGUUCAGUCCGAUGUUUCCAGAUGAAACCCAGGAUUGCCCCCGGGUCACCAGGCGCAGGCAAACUGUUGGCUGUGGAUGGUGCAAUUGGUGAGAUGGGUAGAGAUAAAUGGCCCUUAUUGUGAUUUUAUGGGAAGUCCUCACUCUGUCCGGUUAGCCGAAGAAACUUGGGGGCCUUACUGGUCUUAGAGAUACAGAAGAGCUGAAGGACUGCUCUUAAACAUGCUGAAGCACUUGACCUUACUGUGUUAAUUGCCCCCAGAUCUACUAGUAAGGAGCCUGUGCUGUGUAGCCUGUUGUAGCUGGGGAUGUUCUUCACGGGUAGAGUGUUUGCCUAGCAUGCCUGGGUUCCUGCACUGCCAAAACAGAACAGAAAUGGGCUUUUAGUCUUGGGGGUUUUGUUUAUUUGGUUCGUUUUUGAGAAUGUGACUCCCAUAUGCCCAGUCUGGCCCUGACUCCUGCAUUAGCUCUAGUGCACCACAGAGUACCCCGCCCAUGCAUUAGUCCUGUUCAUGAACGGGGCUACAAAGAUGUCCUGACUGCCAGUGACUUCCAAGAUCCUAAGACCAAUCCCCCAGCCCCCCUUUUGGUAGUGUGUAUCAGUGAAGUUUUUUGAGGAUAAUGGUCUGGCCGUGUUGCCAAGGCUACUUGUUUAAAGAGUCCCGACUGUUCCUCCCUUCGGAGAACCUCGACUCAGUUCUCAGCAGCUUGAUCUGUAACUCCAGGCCAGCGAAUCAAUCCAGCCUUCUCUUCUGGAUUCCUUGUACACCAGGCAGGCACGUGGUGGUGCACAGACAAAACACCCACGCACAUAUGUUUAAAGAUUCUCCUAAGUCAUCCCCCAAGAUCGGGACUAAAAUCAUGUGCCAGCUUGCCUGACCUCAGAUCUCUCCUUUUCAGGUGGAGCUGAAAUGUAUGUGUUUAGGGUUUUUGUUUGUUGUGGAUUUUGGUUUGUUUGUUACACUGGCUUCCCCAGAACUGGCUAUGAAGAACAAUCUGUCCUUAAACUCACAGAGAUUUGUCUGCGUCUCAAAUUGGAUUGUUUUGGUUUGAUUUGUUUCUGAGAGUGGUCUCACAGCCCAGACCAGCCUCAAACUCACUGUGUAGCAAUGGAUGAGUGAGUGAUGGCUCCUCUUGCCUGCAUUUCCCAAAUGAAGUGAAAUAUUUCUGCCCUGUGGAUUGUUAUUGUUGGGUACUUGUGCUAGACAUUAAAUCCAGGGCCUUGUACAUAUGAGGCAAGCCCUGUACACCAAGUCCUUUUAGGCUCUUUGUUUUGUUUGAUAAUAUCUUUAUGUAGUCCCCAAGGACCUUUGACCUAGCUUAACUAGUAACGUUGUAUGUUACUAUCAGUACAGGAGAGAGGUAUAGAGGCCGACAAAUUCUACUGUAUAUAUGUAUGGCAGCAAUUGCAAGCAUGGUGGAAGGCUGGAACAUGUUCUCAUCCCAGAGUGUACAUGCAGUCAUAUGUCCUGUACUGCAGGGACCCCGGAAAUGGUUGGAUGGAAAGGAACAGGGUGGGGAACAUAGGUUGGACCUGGCAAAAUUCCAGUAAUUACCUUUCAAGCUAAAAUAUUAGGGAAGCAAAACUUCCCAUAUCAGGUAGCUUGUAGCUAGUCGGUAAAAGCAGGGGGUGAAGCAGUCACUUUGUGAUGGAUUUGUUUAUGGUGGGGGCUUCAGACAGACAAAGUAUGUGCUGCACUGAGCUACCCCCACUCCUAGUGGUGUGAUUGUGUGUUUUGCCUCCUUUAUUCAUUAUCAGAUGUAUUGAAAGUAUGGUAGUUGUUUUUGAUUGUUUUUUUCAGUAAUACUCCGAAGUGGGAGGAUUAAAGGCAUGUGCCACCGCCUCCUGGGUAAGGUAGUUCUUGAAUUCAAGUCUUCUGGCCAGGUGAUGAUGUUAAUUCACAUCUUCCCGCACUGGUGAGGUGGCUCAGCAGGGGAAGACAUGUUCAGUCAAGGCAACCACCUGAGUCCAUCCUAUGGAACCCACACAAUAGAAAGAGCUAACUCCUCCGAUUUGCACUGUGACCUACAUGUAUACUAAAUAAAUUAAAAUGUAAUAUGGGUUGCAAAAAAAAUCCACAUCUGAAUUACAAAUGUUUUAAUUAGUGUGUAUUAAAGGAUUUUCUUAUGUGUGUAUGAAAUAGUCUUAUUCACCCUCC